Messenger RNA from Capra hircus (goat), 3658 nucleotides. It is a transcript of the gene PRKAR1A, whose product is annotated as protein kinase cAMP-dependent type I regulatory subunit alpha. NCBI's taxonomy places the organism in Eukaryota, Metazoa, Chordata, Mammalia, Artiodactyla, Bovidae. Gene Ontology annotation, molecular function: cAMP-dependent protein kinase regulator activity. The transcript has 11 exons. The coding region runs from base 349 to 1491 and encodes 380 amino acids. Gene Ontology annotation, biological process: regulation of protein phosphorylation. The record is from RefSeq and is a predicted model, not a curated record. Gene Ontology annotation, cellular component: cAMP-dependent protein kinase complex.
GACGGGAGCCCCGAGCCGGAGGCCGCGCGCCGGGGGCUGCGAAUCAGGGACGCGCUGGGACCGAAACAAGGGCAGACGGAGGACCAUUCCGGGUGGCGGAGGGGCGCGGGUCCGCCUGCGGGGCUGCUGCCCCUUUAAGGUUGCCGGGGCGACGGCUCUGGCCAGAGCGAGGCGCAUUGACGUCAGCAGCCGGGUGCUGAUUGGCUGCGGCGCGGCCGUUUCCGGUGGCGCCGUUGCGGAGCCGCUGUCGCCGAGUGGAGCGGGGCCGGGAGGGCGUCGUUGAGGGAGCCCCGCCGGCCGUCUCCGAGCCCGCAGCCCGAGCCCGCCGCCGCCCGUCCGCAGUGAACCAUGGCUUCCGGCACCACCGCCAGCGAGGAGGAGCGCAGCCUCCGGGAAUGCGAGCUCUAUGUCCAGAAGCACAACAUCCAGGCGCUGCUCAAGGACUCCAUCGUGCAGCUGUGCACCGCGCGGCCCGAGAGGCCCAUGGCCUUCCUCAGGGAGUACUUCGAGAAGCUGGAGAAGGAGGAGGCAAAGCAGAUCCAGAACCUGCAGAAAGCAGGCAGCCGUGCAGACUCGCGGGAGGAUGAAAUCUCCCCGCCGCCCCCUAACCCCGUGGUGAAGGGCCGGCGGCGACGCGGGGCCAUCAGCGCUGAGGUCUACACCGAGGAGGAUGCCGCGUCCUAUGUUCGGAAGGUUAUACCGAAAGAUUAUAAGACAAUGGCUGCUUUAGCUAAAGCCAUUGAAAAGAACGUACUGUUUUCACAUCUGGAUGAUAACGAGAGAAGUGACAUUUUUGACGCCAUGUUCCCGGUUUCCUUUAUUGCUGGAGAGACGGUCAUUCAGCAGGGUGAUGAAGGGGAUAACUUCUACGUGAUUGACCAAGGAGAGAUGGACGUCUAUGUCAACAAUGAAUGGGCAACCAGUGUUGGGGAAGGAGGGAGCUUCGGGGAGCUUGCUCUGAUUUACGGGACUCCUCGAGCGGCCACUGUCAAGGCCAAGACGAACGUGAAGCUGUGGGGCAUUGACCGGGACAGCUACAGAAGGAUCCUCAUGGGAAGCACGCUGAGAAAGCGGAAGAUGUAUGAGGAGUUUCUUAGUAAAGUGUCUAUUUUAGAAUCUCUGGACAAGUGGGAGCGCCUCACGGUAGCCGAUGCGUUGGAACCAGUCCAGUUUGAAGACGGGCAGAAGAUUGUGGUGCAGGGGGAGCCGGGUGAUGAGUUCUUCAUUAUCUUGGAGGGCUCGGCCGCGGUGCUGCAGCGGCGCUCAGAGAACGAGGAGUUUGUGGAGGUGGGAAGGCUGGGCCCUUCGGACUACUUCGGCGAGAUCGCUCUGCUGAUGAACCGGCCCCGUGCAGCCACCGUGGUGGCCCGCGGCCCGCUGAAGUGCGUCAAGCUGGACCGGCCGCGGUUCGAGCGCGUCCUCGGCCCGUGCUCCGACAUCCUCAAGCGCAACAUCCAGCAGUACAACAGCUUCGUGUCCCUGUCUGUGUGAGGCCCGCCCCGGCCCCGCGCAGCGCCCGCGGCCCCUGGCACCGCAGCUUCCUGUCGGCUUCUGUUCAAGUUGCUUUUGUGGCACCGUUUUUAUUUUGGAGCAUUACUGAGUGCUCACACAGCUAAAUAAAUAGAAGGGUUCUCUGAAGACUUGGCUGUCCCCGCCUCUCUGUGCAGUGUUGGUGUUCGCCCCCCAGCCACCACCGCCGCGCCCCCAGCCCGCUCGCUGUCUGCCGAGGGCUGACCCCGCUCCACCGAGGGACCUGGGGGCUGAGGCGGCAGUGCGAGCUUCCCUUGAAGUGACGCCCGCCUUCUGCUACUGUACGCGUUCUUUAGACUGUGGCCAUGUGUGCCGCCUGUCCCUAUGGAAUAAAUGCUUUCUCAUGAAGCUCUGAGGAUUAGGAAGAACAGGUAUAGAAGAACCUUCAUGUAGCAGGACAUCUGUCUGUAGUUAAAGUAGCCUAAGGGUGGAGAAGCCCCUUGUUGCUGUGAUAUGACCAGGUCUUUUCUUGUUUAAUAAGAAUCUGUAUUUGUCGGCUGAGGGCCUGGUUCUGUUUGUCUCUGGUGGUUAAGGCUCCCUCUUCAGCUCUGCAGCACAUCGAGGUGUGGCUGUCUAUCCCUGCUUUCUGCAUUUCACACCGAAUCAUAAGCCACAGAUACCAGUUCUGAUUGAACGACAGAUGCCUCAGCUCACAGAUUCCUUAGACUUUCCUCUUUCCAGCCAGUGCCAAAUGCUCAUCAGCAGGUGCCGAAUUGAUAAUGAGAAUCCGAGGUCUGCGUUCUUGGCUGUUAACUCAGAGUUUCUGGUUAGUGUACACCCUUCAGGUGACUCCAGGAUGGUAAUCUCUUAUGCCCUGUAAGCCCUGACUCCAGGAAAGAUAUACUCCAUGUCGAUGUGAAAGGGAAGAGGUGUUGCUAACGGGGCGACGGGCAGGCAGCUCAGUGUCGGGACCCUGCCCCGAGCUCGCUGGGGCAGGGGCCUGGGGCGGGCGUUCUUUACUUGCUUCAGCACCGCCACCACCCCUCGCCCCGCUUUAAAUCCGCUAGACUUUAUGGGGCUUGGGGGUGCAGUAGGACGUGUCUGUUGCACGUCCGUCAGAGAGGCCAUCCUGCUGAGAAGUUCUGCUUCCCUCUCCCCUGUUUUAUUCCCUGGGAGGCUUUUCUGUGUAAACUUGUUUUGAGUCUUAACUGUCUUUCAGUAUUUUCCAGCCUUUUCAACCUUGUGUUGCUAAACUAUUCCCUGGGCACCAGUGAUAGCCCCACUGUUCACCUGUUUUUAAACAGCAUCUCACAGCUCCGUAAUGUGGGCACUCUUGUUUGCCUUGUGAUCUUUGUAACGCAACGUGGGGGGUAUAUUUGGGAAUGACUGCAAGCGUUUCUUUCCCCAUCUGUAUGCAACUGGCUCCAAUUAUUAAUCCCUUUUUACCCUUUCCUGGGUCAUUAAAUUGGUCAUGGUACAUGUUUUUCACAGAUUUGAACAGUUUUUAGGUUGUUACUAGUUUGGAGUAUAAAUCUGGGAAACAUUUUAUUUACCUUUUAGAGUGGAAUAGAAAGCCACCUUAUUACAACUUUUUUAUUUUUCAAAAUUAUACUCAAUGAGGAUUUUUGAUCUGUAUUUUGUGUUUAGCUGCCUUUUUAUAUUUAAAAUAUUAAAAAUUGUUGGUUAGCUUAAAGCUUACUUUGAUCUUUGUUUAAACGCCAAAACUGUACUUGAGAAUGUCAUGCGUUUGCAGUUUCCUGUAUGUAUAUGGUCACGUUCAUGUGUGUUUAGAUGGCCACGAUGCUUCCUAAAUGAAUUUUGCUCUUAGGUCAUUUGGCUUUGCUGUUUACCCCUUUUUUAGUUUUUAAUCUAAGAAAAUUGAAGUCUGAAUUUAAGAGUGCUCACAUUUUGAGCUUUCCCUUUGUGCAGUCUGGGUGCAUAUGAGGAAUCGCAGUGGCAUCGUCUGUCUCAGUGGACAUCCUGAGCUUCAGCAGCCAUCCUGUCUGGGCUUGGUAAGGGAGCCUGUGAAACCUCCUGCUCUGGACAUUGUGGGCCGCCCAAGGGCCGCUCCGCAUCGUUUGCUGGCUGCGAGUCCGGUUAUACUGUGUGUGCUAAUAUACUCUCUUCUUUUUGCUAUAGAUUGUCUCAACAGUGGGUCAAGUAAUAAAAAGACUAAAUAAUCCUUUAA